Periophthalmus magnuspinnatus is the source of this 1332-nucleotide messenger RNA. RefSeq names its product lipoyltransferase 1 (gene lipt1). NCBI's taxonomy places the organism in Eukaryota, Metazoa, Chordata, Actinopteri, Gobiiformes, Gobiidae. The record is from RefSeq and is a predicted model, not a curated record. Gene Ontology annotation, biological process: protein lipoylation. Gene Ontology annotation, molecular function: lipoyltransferase activity. The transcript is spliced from 4 exons. The coding region runs from base 169 to 1305 and encodes 378 amino acids. Gene Ontology annotation, cellular component: mitochondrion; cytoplasm.
UCGUACUUUUACUCUGAAAAGACAGACCGGAUAUAGUUGCGUUUGUUUUGGUUCGUCUCUUCCGCUGCAUUUCGGGCACUCGUGUCGGGCAUGUAUCAGGUCAGGAGCAGUGCUUGAACCAUAAACACAUUUCUCAUCAUGUUGAGGUGACACCAUCAGCUUUCUAAAAUGUUUCUCCGGCCUGGACUUUGGACUGGUUUGCUCCCAGUUAGAACUCAUUUAUCUGGCUUUUUCAGUGCCGGGAUUCACUCCAAAUUAACUAAAGAUGGAAGUCUAAUUUUCCAGUCCAAAUCCACAGACAUUCACCAAAACCUGGCGCUGGAGGACUGGAUUGAGACUAACGUGGAUCUAACCAACCGCCGUUUGUUUCUCUUAUGGAGAAGUCAUGCUGCUGUCGUGAUUGGUCGACACCAAAACCCGUGGGCGGAGUGUGACCUGGGUGCCAUGUGGAGAGCUGGCGUCCCAUUGGCUCGUAGGCGUAGUGGGGGUGGGACUGUUUAUCAUGACAUGGGGAAUCUUAACCUGACGUUUUUUAGCUGCAGAAAACUCUAUGAUCGUCAGAGAAAUUUGAAGGUGGUGACGGAGGCUCUGAGGAGAGCCAGGCCAGAGCUGGAUGUCAGAGCUACAGAGCGACUAGAUAUAGUUCUUAAUGGGAAAUACAAGAUCUCAGGCAGUGCUUCACGGUUGAGUCGUAAGGCUUCCUAUCACCACUGCACGCUGCUCCACUCGGCUGAUGGCUCCGCCCUCCAAUCCGUGCUCCGCCCCUCGACCCCUGGUAUCCACAGCAAUGCCACGCCUAGUGUCGUCUCCUCGGUAACCAACCUGACAGACCACGCCCCUUCACUGACGUGGGAGGAGCUAACGCAGGCCCUGGUUCAACAGUUUAACACAGAGUUUGGUCUCUCGUCUCCAUUAAGUCUCUUGGAUCCUUCUGAUGAAUCUUUAUUUCCUGGAAUUGGUUGUAUGGCGUCAGAGCUCCGCAGCUGGGACUGGACUUUCGGCAAAACACCGAAAUUCACUAUCGAAACUGAACUUUCCCUGUCUGAUGAUUUGACACUUGAACACACCACAGCUCAGCUACAUAUUGAACUUAAAAACGGUUUAAUUUCUAGUAUCGUCAUUACUGUUCAAGACCAAUGGCUUCAACAAACACUUAUAAAUGAACUUUGUGAUGUGUUGACGGGAGAAAGGUUUUGUCCACAUCGAGUGGCUGCUGCAGUUUCAACACUAAUAAAAUCAGAACAAGACGAAACGCAAAGAAGACUGCACAAGUUGAGCAAUACUGUCAUCAGUGUGAUGGGUUAGGGUUACAGGAAGACGGUGGAAAAGAGG